AUGGGUGGAAAAUGGGAGGCAGUGGUCAAGUCUCUCAAAUUCCAUCUGAAGGGGACGAUUGGAGAUGCUUUAUUGACGUUCGAGGAAUCAAUAACAUUGCUCGCGCAGAUCGAAGCCAUCCUCAAUUCAAGACCGGUGGAACCACUCAGCGAUGAUCCAGACGACAUCUCAGCCCUCUCACCAGGACAUUUCCUGAUCGGAUCGCAGAUUAACGCAGUGCCAGAGUCCACGUUUCUAGACUUCGCAGUCAACCGGUUAUCAAGAUGGCAAUUUCUUCAGCAACGCCUCCAACAAUUUUGGAGACUCUGGUCCACGCAGUAUCUUCAACGACUCCAAGCAAUUUCGAAGUGGCAUCACCCAUCAAAUGAGAUCAAGGUAGGAACUCUUGUUCUUAUUACUGAUGAACGCUUGCCCCCAGGGAAAUGGCCAAUGACACGGGUUCUCAAACUCCUGCCAGGCAAGGACGGAUUGACAAGAGUCGUUGAGCUCAAGACGGCCACCACGACGCUGACAAGGCCCAUCGCGAAGCUGGCCCUUCUUCAUCAGCCCUCUCAGGACAACUCGGACACGCAGACCACAUCAUCGACCAGUUGCUGA
Messenger RNA from Osmia bicornis bicornis, 597 nucleotides. RefSeq lists its product as uncharacterized. Lineage: Eukaryota; Metazoa; Arthropoda; Insecta; Hymenoptera; Megachilidae. The record is from RefSeq and is a predicted model, not a curated record. The transcript has a single exon. Bases 1 to 597 code for a protein of 198 amino acids.